This is a messenger RNA of Hirsutella rhossiliensis, 642 nucleotides long. Its product is annotated as MFS transporter. The record is from RefSeq and is a predicted model, not a curated record. The transcript has a single exon. NCBI's taxonomy places the organism in Eukaryota, Fungi, Ascomycota, Sordariomycetes, Hypocreales, Ophiocordycipitaceae. Bases 1 to 642 code for a protein of 213 amino acids.
AUGCCGGCCGCCAUCACCGCAGGUCAUGACGCCAAUGCAACGGCCAGCGGGUCUCUCUUUGUGCCGCCGGCCUACCAUCCGCAUGCGCCGUUCACCUUCACCGGGGGUCUCUCCUUCAAGCCGAGCGGCAUCGCCGUGGCGCUUACUAUCCGAGGCAUUGUGGGCUUUUUACUACAGCUCCUGUUCUUCCCACUUCUGAAAACCCACUUUGGACUCGUGAAGCUCUAUCGCUACUCGCUCCUGCUUCUCCCGGUAUCAUAUUUUGUCACCCCUUACCUGGCCACCAUUCCGUCGUCUACGCUGCCACCGCUGCCGGCGGCCGGAGUCUUGCUGUGGGCGUCUAUUGCGCUCGUCCUGACCAUACAGACAGUGGCCCGCUCCUUUGCUCUUCCCUCGGGCACGAUGCUCCUCAACGCGGCCAGUCCGGACCGGUCUGCGCUCGGCACCGUCAACGGCAUCGGCCAGAGUGUAUCGGCAGCGGCCAGAACCCUGGGCCCGUUGCUGACUGCCUGGCUGUAUGGGUCGGGACUCAGCCACGGUGUCGUGGGCAUUGCGUGGUGGGCUAUGGCUGCAGUCGCUGUCCUGGCAGCCGUAGCGAGCGGCUGGGUCGUGGAUGAAGCCGGCGUCAAACCCCCCUUUUAA